AUGGCGGCCGAGAGCGUGGGCCUCGCAGCCUCGGUUGCCGGUCUACUAUCUCUAGGCUUGCAGAUCACCGGCGGCAUCGUGAAGUAUAUGGACGCGUUUGAGGGCCGUGGCGAGGAACUACGAAACGUCAAGCAACAUAAUGACAACCUGGGGGUCACACUUCAUGCGAUGAAAACGGUGUUAGCUGGUCUGCAAGGCCAAAGUCCUGCAGUCGUUGAUGCAGUAGAUCAGAAUAUUCGAAGCUGCGAGGACGACCUUCGCGCCGUCGAGGCUUUAUGCAUUGACCUUUCUGAUCGCGAUGGCAGUACGUGGACGAAGCGGCUGGAGAACAAGAAAAAGAAGGUGACUUUUGCGUUCCAUCGACCCAAACUUCGAGACCUUGAGCUGCAGUUGCAAAAGGCCUGUGGUUCUCUGCAACUGGUACAGGGCAGCUUGGGACUGGAAACCUCGAACAGGAACGCAGUCUUGCUGGCGGCUAUCGAGUCGAGUUCUCGCGACCAAGCUUCUGAAAUGCUCUUAAUCCGGUCAGAAGUAGCAGCACUUGGUACGCCUGUGGGCGACAUCAAUGACAAAUUGUCAGGUCUACAAAGCAUUGCGGACCAGACAAGACAAUUCAUCGUGGCUCAUUCCGGAGCUAUCGAAAUUGAGGCUCGUGAGAGCAGCCAGCGUCUCAGAUAUGAUCUUCAGCAUUCGCAUGCCUCAAUUGUACAGCACCUUAAGACAAUCGAUCACAAAGUACAGCUUCUGGGAGAAGAGAACAGUUCUCUACGGGCAUUGGCUCUCAAAGCGGCCUCCAAGCCAGCAGCUCUCAAGAGUUUGUGCGAUGACAUGAAAUUGUCGGGGAAGCGUUGCAACAAAGACAUUGCUCCACAGCGACCAAAAAACCAACGGAAAACAACUUCAUCAGAUCCAUCAAGGGACUCAGAGACCAGGUUGGAAGUUGGCAAAGUGUGCAUCUGCCCACGUCCUGCAAGAUCAUUCAUGCAGAUGCAGAUGCAGCGAGGCUACACGUACCUGUCCGGCGAGUGGGAAUCCCAAGGCCACUGGUCGAGCUGCCCACUCUCAAAAAUGCCAAAGAAGCAACGAAUCAAGGCAACCUUGAAAUACACUGGCGUUUCUCGCCUUCUGAAAUCAGUCAUCGAAAUUUCGUUUGCUUUGACAUCUGGAGCUGGGGGCUGCAGCAUCAGUCCCAGGUUUACCUACUAUCCGACUGCGGACGUCAACUCGGAUCCCGCUUUCCGCUUAAUCAACUUGAUGAGAAGAAGCUAUCUUGGACGGAAUAAGCGGAGUAAGGAGCGCUUCUUUACCGCUUACUUGAGAAAACUGGCAAAACUUCUCGAAGAAAGACGAACCUACCCGACUAUUGUGGACGACACAAACAGGACCUUGAUGCACCAUGCUGCUAUUUUAGUCAGAGACCUAUCCGUCUUAUAUCACGAAAGACUUAGCGAGAUGAAAGCGGCUGCUGAAAUCGUCCCGAUUCUGCUCUCGUAUGGUGUUCCAGCCUUUUCAUACGAUAUUGAGGGCAAGCUUCCUUACUUGAUCACGUAA
Molecule: messenger RNA, 1551 nt
Organism: Colletotrichum tamarilloi
Lineage: Eukaryota; Fungi; Ascomycota; Sordariomycetes; Glomerellales; Glomerellaceae
Exons: 3
Coding region: 1-1551 (516 amino acids)
Source: RefSeq, a predicted model, not a curated record